Molecule: messenger RNA, 4495 nt
Organism: Fundulus heteroclitus (mummichog)
Lineage: Eukaryota; Metazoa; Chordata; Actinopteri; Cyprinodontiformes; Fundulidae
Gene: kcnv1
Product: potassium voltage-gated channel modifier subfamily V member 1
Exons: 4
Coding region: 213-1754 (513 amino acids)
Biological process (GO): protein homooligomerization; potassium ion transmembrane transport
Cellular component (GO): voltage-gated potassium channel complex; membrane
Molecular function (GO): protein binding; voltage-gated potassium channel activity
Source: RefSeq, a predicted model, not a curated record
GUUUUCCUCUCAUACCUCCCACCUCCACUUCAAACUGCAGCGCCAACCUUGGCAGAGAGCAGAGACUCCUGGCUGUGAGGAGCUUCAGACCUUCUGGGACUUGUGCUUCAGCUUUCUUUGCUUCUCGGCUGUUUCUGCAACACAUGAUGGAGUGAAACCUCCCAGCAGGAGGACCUGAGAGAGCAGGAGGACCUCAGAGAGCAGGAGCCACCAUGUCUUCGCUGAAAGCAGCUCCUCUCUCCUCCAUCAUGAGCCUCCCCACCGCCUCCAUGGCAGGGCAGGAGGUCUACGCUGACUGCACCUCCCUGCUGUCCCUGGACUCCAGCGUCUUCUUCAGCGAGGCGCCGUGCGUCACAGAUCCGCUCGAUGUCUUCGUCAUCAACGUUGGGGGGAGUCGCUACGUUCUGUCCCAGGAGCUGCUGGCUUCCCACCCAGAGACCCGACUGGGGAAGCUGGCCUGCUGCAGCCGAGACUCGGUGCUGGAGCUCUGCGAUGACGCCGACUUCCUCACCAACGAGUUCUUCUUCGACAGAAACUCCCAAACCUUCCAGUAUGUGAUGAACUUCUACCAGACGGGUCACCUUCACGUCAUGGAGGAGCUCUGUGAGAUCUCCUUCCUGCAGGAGAUCGAGUACUGGGGCAUCGAUGAGCUCCGGAUCAACUCCUGCUGCCGGGAGCGCUACUACCGCCGCAAGGAGCAGAAGGAGUCCCUGGACGUCCGCCGGGAGUGUGAGGCCGAGGAUGACGAGAAGGACUUUGCUGGCGCCGUGUGUCCAGGCCUGCGCCGCCGCCUUUGGGACCUCCUGGAGAAACCAGAAUCGUCGCGUGCGGCUCGGACCUUUGGCUCGCUCUCCAUCUUCUUUGUGGUGGUGUCGGUGAUCAACAUGGUGCUGAUCUCUCUGGACCUGGAGGAGGACUUGGGCGUGAGCUGGCUGGGCGUGGGCGGGCCGCGGCUGCUGGACUCUGUGGAGUACGUGUGCAUCUUCUGGUUUACGGCGGAGCUGCUGCUUCGCUUUGUGUGCGUCAGAGACAAGUGCCGGUUCAGUCGCAGCAUCCCCAACGUGAUCGACCUGCUGGCCAUCCUGCCGUUCUACGUCACCCUGGCGGUGGAGAGUCUCCACGGCGGCUCCACCGAGCUGGAGAACAUGGGCCGAGUGGUCCAGGUCCUGCGCCUCCUCAGAACCCUGCGCAUGCUGAAGCUGGGCCGACACUCCACAGGUCUGAAGUCUCUGGGGAUGACCAUCGCUCAGUGCUACGAGGAAGUGGGCCUGCUGCUGCUCUUCCUCGGCGUUGGGAUCUCCAUCUUUGCUACGGUGGUCUUUGCUCUGGAGCACGACCUCCCGGCCACCACCUUCACCAGCGUCCCCGCCUCCUGGUGGUGGGCCACCACCUCCAUGACCACCGUGGGCUACGGGGACAUCCGGCCCGACACGGCGCUGGGGAAGGUUCUGGCCUUCCUCUGCAUCCUGUCCGGCAUCCUGAUCCUGGCGCUGCCCAUCGCCAUCAUCAACGACCGCUUCUCCGCCUGCUACUUCACCCUGAAGAUGAAGGAGGCGGCGCUGCGGCACGCCGAGAUGCUGAAGAGGCUGGCCCGCGGCUCCGUGGGGGAGGCGGGGCCCGUGGGGCCCGCGGGGCCGGUGGGAGGAGUCAACCUCAGAGACGCCUACGCCCGCAGCGUCCUGGAGAUGCUGAGGCUGCACAGCCGAGAGCGGGCCAGCACCCGCAGCAGUGGAGGGGACGAGCUGUGGUUCUAGAGGGGCCCUGGGGACAAAGGACAGGGGCCCCAGAGAGGGAGAGAGGCCCGAGAGAUUAAAUCUGAACAGAAUCAAAGACCUUCUUCAUCCCAUCUUCUUUCCAGGAUCCUCAGAGGUCCAAUCAGGGGACUGAUCAGGGGUCCAAUCAGGGGACCAAUCAGAGGUCCAAUCAGGGGACUGAUCAGGGGACCGAUCAGGGGACCAAUCUGAGGUCCAAUCAGAGGACCGAUCAGGGGUCCAAUCAGGGGUCCAAUCAGGGGACCGAUCAGGGUCCAAUCUGAGGUCCAAUCAGGGGACCGAUCAGGGGUCCAAUCAGAGGACAGAUCAGGGGUCCAAUCAGGGGUCCAAUCAGGGUCCAAUCAGGGUUCCGAUCAGGAAACCGAUCAGGGGUCCAAUCUGAGGUCCAAUCAGGGACCAAUCAGGGGUCCGAUCUGAGGUCCAAUCAGGGGACCGGUCAGGGGACCAAUCAGGGGUCCGAUCAGAGGGCCGAUCUGAGGCCCAAUCCAAGGUCCAAUCAGGGGACCGAUCAGGGGACCAAUCAGAGGACCCCUGAUUGGACAAAAGGUUUUUGGACCGACGUUCAGACAAAAAUAAGGUUCUACCAGGAAAGAAUCUCUGAUGGUUCUGGAAAUUUUCCUGAGCUCCAGUAAUUGUGAGGAUGAAAUGAGCUGGUUCUGAUCCGGCUGACUGACCCAAAAUGAUCAGCAGAACCUGGGUUCCCUGGUUUUGGUGCUUCACAUGAAACGUUUGGACCAAACCCGGAUUCCUGGAGCUGUGGUUCCGUCUUGGUUCCCCUCCUGCAGAACCAGGUGUCAACAGAACCAGAGAGGACAAUUUAACAUCUGGGUCCAUCAGAGUUUAUGGAGUCCAGACACUGGCAUUCAGGACCGACCCAUUUUCCCACAGCCAGUUCUGGCUCAGCAGACAUAAACUGGACCGUGAAGCAGCGGCGCCGGAGAUAAACAGGCUGUCAGCGGGAGAAGAGGUCCAGAACCAGACCGUGGGAACAAGGUUCUGCUCUCGCCGGCGCCGUGUUUCCUGAACGGAGGCCCAGCGCCGGGAAGAGAAACGGACCCAAUCAGCGCUGAUGGACAGAACUGAUCCAGGUUCAGGGAGGACCCGGAUCUGCUAACACAGAACUGAUUCAGAACCAGGAAACAGACCCAGCUCUCUCUGCAUCGGGGUUUCCCCGGAAGCUGCAGGCAGUCCUUCAGAACAUCCAGAACCCGGUCAGAAUACUGCAGCUCAGAGGGAGUCCAGUUAAACGAAGCAUGUUCUGUGCCCUGACCGACCUGGUACCAGACUGGACUGGGUCAGCGCCAGAUCCACGUCUGAUUCCAGAACCAGAACCAGUAGAACCUGGACCGGUUCCUGCUGGAAGCUGCAGAGAUCUUGUGCUCCAUCUGUGGAUUAUUUUUACCUGAGUGGGAGGUUCGCUCCGAGCCGCCGACACGCUGCUGGUGUUUGUCCUUCAGGAGUGGGAGUGAAGCGCCUCAUCCUGAGAUUCUGCUGCAUCUCCAGCGGAACCAGAACCCCUCAGAUAAGGUCCGAUUCCAGAAGGACACCACUGCAGCAGCAGCUCUGCUCAACUGCCCUGAGGUCAGAGAUGGACAGGUCAGCGAGACGCCUCCUCUGUGAACCGGGCCGGAUCGGCUGGAACCGGGUCGGCUGGAGCCGGGUCGGCAGGAACCGGGUCGGCUGGAACCGGGUCGGCAGGAACCGGGUCGGCUGGAACCGGUCUGUUAACUUAAUAGUUCAGAACCUUUAGCGACUCACAGCUUUCAGGGCGUCAGCAGCAGAACCAGAUGUUAGAGACCUGAGAUUCUGGUCCGUUUGGCGGGGUUCUGCUGAGAAGUUCUGAUCCAAUCCAGAAGGACCUUCUCUGCUCAAGAGAAGAAGAAAAUAAUAACCUGGAGCCUCGAACCCGGUGGACUAACUGCUAGUGGUUGAUGUCCCUCAGAACCGGCGCCGCCAUCGGUCCAGACAGGAAACUUCUGCUAUCAAAGACAAUAUUACAGCUAACAGCUAAAAAUGAUGUUCUACAAGACAAUUUAACAACAUUCUGAUGUUAAUAAGAGGCCCGUCUGAAUAAUCAGAUCUACAUCCAACCAAUAAUCCAGAUUAUCAAUAAUCCCAGAUCAUCAAUAAUCCAGAUUAUCAAUAAUCCCAAAUUAUCAAUAAUCCCAGAUCAUCAAUAAUCCAGAUUAUCAAUAAUCCCAGAUUAUCAAUAAUCCCAGAUCAUCAAUAAUCCCAGAUUAUCAAUAAUCCAGAUUAUCAAUAAUCUACGGGUUUAUUUAUCAGUGCAGAUGCUUUCUCUAAAUCCCCCUUCAAAGUGCGCCCCCUGUGGCUACAUUUAGUAAGUGCACCUGAAUCCCAGCGCACAUAUACCUGAGCUCCUCCUGUUAGGAGAGUCCUGAAAGGUUGGGUGUGAAGAAGCAACAAACUGUCAUUCAUCACUGAUCAAAAGUUUUUCUCUGUGUAAAUCUGGACAAUAUUUCCUAAAAUCAUCAAUAAAUCGAGUUUCUUCCCUCAUAAAGUCUGAGUUGCUGAUUGGAUCGAACGGUCUAGUCAAAGUCUUUCGCUUCCCAACAUCCUGCCAACAUUUUAACUCUUGAACUCUUUUCUAGAGCAGACCCAUCUGCAGCUGCUGUGGUACCAGAACAGUGGCAGGUUCUGAGCGGUCCGAUUGUCUGAUGAAGUAAAAGAUGCAGAUUCAGUAAAUCUUUAUUCCAGGGACACCA